ACUUGUCUCUGAGGAGAUUUGCAUUGUGUGGGAAUAUGAUAAGACAUUGCGCAGCGGGUUUUAUUGUUUUCAGUCGUUUAUUGCCAUGUGAAUACAUUUAUUUGAAAUAAUUAGCCAGGGAAAUGUCAGCUUGGAACUCCAUGAGGCCGACGGAGCUGAAGUUGACGUUGGAGCCAGCUAUGGAGUGUUGAACUGAGAUGCAGUCAUUGCAAGCCAAUGUGAACUAAGCCUUUGUUGAAAGAUUUUCAGCUUCUAGCUGUUUUCACUUUUGCUGCUUGUUUUCAUUUAAUCAUCAUGUCUGAAAAGGGAAAAUCCAAAGGCGAGCUGAAGAAGCUCUCUGAGGAGAGCUUGGCGCGGCAGCCGGAGGAAGUGUUCGACAUCAUCUGCAAACUGGGGGAGGGGUCGUAUGGCUCCGUGUACAAAGCAUUACAUAAGGAGUCAGGCCAGGUCCUGGCCAUCAAGCAGGUACCUGUCGACACCGACCUGCAGGAAAUCAUCAAAGAGAUCUCCAUCAUGCAACAGUGCGACUCGCUCUACGUGGUCAAAUACUACGGCAGCUACUUCAAAAACACCGACCUAUGGAUCGUGAUGGAAUACUGCGGCGCGGGCUCUGUCAGCGACAUCAUGAAGCUGCGGAAGAAGACGCUGUCUGAGGCCGAGAUCUCCACCAUCCUGGCGGAUACACUGCGCGGCCUCCAGUACCUGCACCUGCGCAGGAAAAUACACAGAGACAUCAAGGCCGGCAACAUACUGCUCAACAACGAGGGGCACGCCAAGUUGGCCGAUUUCGGAGUGGCUGGUCAGCUGACCGAUACGAUGGCCAAACGGAACACAGUGAUAGGCACCCCCUUCUGGAUGGCGCCGGAAGUAAUACAGGAGAUCGGGUACGACUGCGUGGCCGACAUCUGGUCGCUGGGUAUCACGGCACUGGAGAUGGCCGAGGGUCGGCCGCCGUACGGCGAUAUCCACCCGAUGAGGGCCAUCUUCAUGAUACCCACCAAGCCGCCGCCCAGUUUCCGAGACCUCAACCAGUGGUCCGCAGAGUUCAUCGACUUCGUACAGCGGUGUCUGGUGAAAAACCCGGACGAACGGGCGACGGCCACCGAACUGCUGGACCACCCGUUCAUCCGGGCCGCCCAGCCAGCGCCGGUCACCCUGACCAGGAUCAUCCAGGAGGCGACCGAGGCACGCGCUCAGCAGCAGCUGGCCAAGAACAACAAACUGAUCCACAUCCAGCCGGAGCCGGCCAGUCAGAGCCAGCCGCGUCUGGAGCCGACCGAGAGCCAGGAGACGAUGCGGCCGGCCGACCCCGGCACGCUGGUGCCCGGCGACACGGGCACCCUGGUCACGGACGGCACGCUCGUCUCGGUCGCCUCCAGCCUCAACACGAUGCUCAUCAACUCGGACAGCGACGAGGACGAGGCCACGAUGAAACGGCACGAUACGGGUAACGGCAGCCCCAAGUACCGGCCGCUCUUCCUGGACCACUUCGACCAGAAGGAGGCCGAACAGCGGCGUCUGUUGCAGCAGCAGCAGCAGCGGCAGCAGGCGGCGGCUGCAGCGUCACAGGCGCAGUCGCCGCUGCAGCCCCCGGCGGCGGCGGCCGAGCCGGCGGGCGCGGCGCCGGCCGCCUCUCUGCCGCCUCCUCAGCCGCCGCCCGGUCAGGAGUACCACCCCACACCGCGGCCACAGCAACUGGAGGGCCUGCACCAGGAGCGAGAGCGGGCACUGUAUCAGGUGCCGCAGUCUGGUGCCGUGUCGUCACCCGCCGCUCGGGUGCUAGGAGCCGGCCUGGCGCCGCCGGCGGGGCCGUCCGCCCCCGCCCCCGCCCAGGCUCUGCCGCCCCAGCCCCAGCCCAUCCCCGACCUGGCGCCAAAGCUGGGCAGGAGCCAGUUCAUGGACACGUCUUUCGAAUUUAUCCGUUUUAUGAGCUACGACAAGCUGCAAUCGCGAAUGAACAGUCUCGACUCGGAGAUGGAGCGCGAGAUAGACGAUUUGAAGCGGCGCUACAUGGCCAAGCGGCAGCCCAUUCUCGACGCAAUGGAUGCCAAACGCAAACGGCAGCAAAACAGCCAAAACUUCUAGUGUGGUCGCCGCGAGGCGCGCAGUGUCGAGCGAGUGUGCCGGACCGAGCCGGCCGGCGCGCCACCGGUGCCAUAGAGCGCGCGGCCCGGCGGCCACCGGUACCGCCACCGUCUCUGCGGGUCUUAGCUGAUAGCACGCCGCCACCGGCCAGAGAACUUUUAACGACAGCGAGGCCAGCGCCCGGCGUUUUAGUGCGCGCUCUGUGCAUAUGACUGUGCCGAGGAGUCGGCCCGCCCAGAGCGGGGCCGGCACCGACUGUUUAACCUAUCAUGAGCGUUUUAUACAUCGCUGGUCAAUACACUAACAUGAGAGGAUCGACAA
Molecule: messenger RNA, 2406 nt
Organism: Amphibalanus amphitrite
Lineage: Eukaryota; Metazoa; Arthropoda; Thecostraca; Balanomorpha; Balanidae
Product: serine/threonine-protein kinase 3-like
Exons: 12
Coding region: 295-2085 (596 amino acids)
Biological process (GO): protein tetramerization; protein phosphorylation; intracellular signal transduction
Cellular component (GO): cytoplasm
Molecular function (GO): protein serine/threonine kinase activity; ATP binding
Source: RefSeq, a predicted model, not a curated record